AUGUCGACCUUCCGCGAGGCUUCUCAUAUCACCACCGGCAAGUUUGUCGACCCUACCCCAGCCCCCGCUGAGGCUGCCCACCCCGAGGUUGGCACGACUUCUGCACCCUUGAAGUCUGCCGCGUUCUUCAUUGGAUCUUAUUGCAAGGAUUAUAACGAGGAUUUCAUGCUGUGCAAGGACGAGAACAACGACCCUGCUCACUGCUUGAAGGAGGGCCGCAAGGUCACACGCUGCGCCAUGGACAUGAUUACCAAGUUGAGGGAGAACUGCGAAAAGGAAUGGGAAGCUCACUACAAGUGCUUGGAGAAGCACAACCAGGAAUACUAUGCCUGCCGUAAGCCCGAGAGAACCUUUAACGAGUGCGUCUUCUCCAAGCUGAAACUCGAAAAGGUUAUCCCUGGAGCAUCAAACACGCCCAUCCAUCUUCGCGAGAACACCAUUUACAACUAG
Molecule: messenger RNA, 450 nt
Organism: Linnemannia hyalina
Lineage: Eukaryota; Fungi; Mortierellomycota; Mortierellomycetes; Mortierellales; Mortierellaceae
Source: the annotation of a GenBank genome assembly